UUCCAGGAGGAAGCCUCCUUCCUCGCCCAGGGAAGAAGCCUCUCUCUCUCUCUCUCUCUCUCUCUCUCCGCCUUUGGAUGGCGUCUCUCCGGAGAAGGAAAAUGAGGAUUCUGUGGAGCCACCCCUUGGAUGCAGCAAUGAAAUCAAUAAUAUAGGAAGAAGAACUUCUCUCUAGGUGAGGGUCUUGCUGAAAUCUUGACCUCGCGUACAGUAAAGGAAAGAAAAAAGAAGACUGAAGCAUCUGUAUUACAACCAAACACCCAUAUCAUGGCUGACAUAAAGGAGAAAGUGUUUAUAUGCCUGGAAUGUGGGAAGAGUUUCACUCGGAGGGAUCAUCUGAAGCGACAUCAAAGGACUCACACGGGGGAGAAACCCUAUACAUGCCUGGAGUGUGGAAAGAGCUUUGCUACGAGUGGACAUCUACAUAAACACCAAAGGAUUCACACUGGGGAGAAACCCUAUACGUGUCUGGAGUGUGGGCAGAGCUUUACUACGAGUGGAAAUCUACUUUCACAUCAAAGGAUUCACACUGGGGAGAAACCCUAUACAUGCCUGGAGUGUGGAAAGAGCUUCACUAUGAGUGGACAUCUACGUUCACAUCAAAGGAUUCACACUGGGGAAAAACCCUAUACAUGCCUGGAGUGUGGAAAGAGGUUCACUGAGAGUACAGGUCUACGUAGACAUCAAAGGAUUCACACUGGGGAGAAACCCUAUACAUGCCUGGAGUGUGGAAAGAGGUUCACUGAGAGUACAGGUCUACGUACACAUCAAAGGGUUCACACUGGGGAAAACCCCUAUACAUGCCUGGAGUGUGGGCAGAGCUUCACUAAAAGUGGAAAUCUACAUAGACACAAAAGGAUUCACACCGGGGACAAACCCUAUACAUGCCUGGAGUGUGGGAAGAGCUUUGUUCAGAGUUCAGAUCUACGUUCACAUCAAAGGAUUCACACUGGGGAGAAACCCUAUACAUGCCUGGAGUGUGGAAAGAGCUUUGCUCACAGUACAGUUCUACAAUCACAUCAAAGGAUUCACACUGGGGAGAAACCCUAUACAUGCCUGGAGUGUGGAAAGAUCUUUGCUCAGAGUUCAGGUCUACAUUCACAUCAACGGACUCAUACUGGAGAGAAACCCUAUACAUGCCUGGAGUGUGGAAAGAGCUUUGCUCACAGUUCAGUUCUACAUAAACACCAAAGCAUUCACACUGGCGAGAAACCCUAUAAAUGCCUGGAGUGUGGGCAGAGCUUUACUAGGAGUAGAAGUCUACGUUCCCAUCAAAGGAUUCACAUUGGCGAGAAACCCUAUAGAUGCCUGGAGUGUGAGAAGAGCUUCACAGAGAGUGGAAGUCUACGUUCACAUCAAAGGAUUCACACUGGGGAGAAACCCUAUAAAUGCCUGGAGUGUGGGCAGAGCUUCACUUAUAGUUCAGGUCUACGUUCACAUCAAAGGAUUCACACUGGGGAAAAACCCUAUACAUGCCUGGAGUGUAGAAAGAGCUUCACUCACAGUGGUAGUCUACGUUUACACCAAAGGAUUCACACUGGGGAGAAACCCUAUACAUGCCUGGAAUGUGGGCAGAGCUUCAGUAGGGGUGGAAGUCUACAUUUACAUCAAAGGAUUCACACUGGGGAGAAACCCUAUACAUGCCAGGAGUGUGGGCAGAGCUUUACUAGGAGUGGAAGUCUACGUUCACAUCAAAGGAUUCACACUGGAGAGAAACCCUAUAAAUGCCUGGAGUGUGGAAAGAGCUUCACUCAGAGUUCAAAUCUACGUUCACAUCAAAGGACUCACUGGGGAGAAACCCUAUAAACACAUAGUGUGUGGGAAAAGCUUCUCUGAGAGUAGAAAUCUACAUAGACAUGGAAUCCACACUGGAGAGAACAGUGGUGUUUGACCCCAAAGAGAGUUUCCCAGAUAGAGCUUUCCAGACUUUUCAUGUUGGUCAAACACUUUUUAGAAAUACAUCCUUUUGUGACACAGUAAUUUAGUUGAACUAGCAAACUAUAAGAUAGUCAAUAUAAUACUAUAUUACAUAAUACUAGCUGUACCCAGCCAUGUGUUGCUGUGGCCCAUUUUGGAGCAAUGGCAAAGAGAGAAAAGUGGAAGAGCUGGUUUCUAAACUAUCAAUACACGACUGAAGUGGCAAAGUGUCAAUAUAAAAUAGUCGCAUUUUAGUCUCGAGGCCAAAGAGUUAUAUGGAUGUGUGGAAGGGCUCCGAGUUGCCUGAGUCCACACUGCCAUAUAACCCAGUUCAAAGAUAUUAUAUAGGUAUUAUUGUUGUUGUUAUUAUAGACAUAUAGAUAUUAUUAUAGGCAUAUAGAUUUUUUAUUAUUAUUGAUAUAUAGAUAUUAUAGAUAUAGAUAUAGGCAGAUAGGUAAUAUUAUUAUAGAUGUACAGAUAUUAUAAGUAGAGACAUACAGAUAUUAUAGACAUGUAGAUAUUAUUGUUAUAGACAUAUAGAUAUCAUAGACACGCACACACAUAUAUGUAUUAUAGACUUAUAGAUAUCAUUAUGAUAUAUAGAUAUUAUUGUAGAUAUAUUAUAGCCGAGGGUUGCUAUAAAAUAAAAAUUGAUGGCCAUCUUUUGGGAGGGUUUUGAUUGUGCCUUCCUGGACAGCCUUUUCUAACUCACAGAGCGUGCGUUUUUGUCCUUCCUUUGAAUACUGGACUUCAUUCCCCAGAAUUCCUUCCCAUAACUCAAUAUGGAUGAUCUUUCUGGGCACACACACACACAGAAUCCCUCCCGUGUGAGUUCCCAGCAGCCCAGCGGAGGCACCUCCAUGCUGCCGACAACCAAGACCCGAGAGGGAAAGGAAAGGAAAGGAAAGGAAAGGAAAGGAAAGGAAAGGAAAGGAAAGGAAAGGAAAGGAAGGGGGUGGAUUUGGAGGAGGGUGUCCUCUCUCCCUCCCUUUCCUCCCUCCCUCUCUCUGAAUCCUUUGGGAAGAGAGAGGCAGGGGGUAGGAAGAGGGAUGUACGGGCCACCUUUCCCUCCCUCUCUCAAGCUGCCUCUCUCUCAGCUGUUGUUUAUUUCCCUUGGUGCAGGAGGGAGGGGCGGGGGAGGGUGUCCCUUUAACACAUGCUUUGUAUACUCAUUUAGGUUUGUGCGGGUUUAAGUUCUUUCCGGUUAAUUUUUUUGGUUUUUUGAGUGAAGAACAUACAUUGCUUUAGUUGGUGUCUUGUGUCCAAAUUUGAUGUCAAUUCGUCCAGUGGUUUUUGAGUUCUG
This is a messenger RNA of Anolis sagrei ordinatus, 3220 nucleotides long. The record is from RefSeq and is a predicted model, not a curated record. NCBI's taxonomy places the organism in Eukaryota, Metazoa, Chordata, Lepidosauria, Squamata, Anolidae.